Messenger RNA from Orbilia oligospora ATCC 24927, 759 nucleotides. RefSeq lists its product as uncharacterized. Bases 1 to 759 code for a protein of 252 amino acids. The record is from RefSeq and is a predicted model, not a curated record. Gene Ontology annotation, cellular component: nucleolus. Gene Ontology annotation, molecular function: RNA binding. The transcript has 4 exons. NCBI's taxonomy places the organism in Eukaryota, Fungi, Ascomycota, Orbiliomycetes, Orbiliales, Orbiliaceae.
AUGCCGGCUCCAACAGCUCUUGUAAAACCGGUCGAGGAAUCAUCGGCCGCCCCGCAGUGGUCUGAAGCCACCGAAGAUAUCGUCCUCGAUGCAGAGACACUCUCAACGACCGUUGAGAGUACAGAAAACCCUCUUCAUGAGGACACAGAGAUGCGGAUAGAUGAAGAAGGAAGACCAGUCUUCCAACCUGCGAAGCAGAGUCAAAAAAUCUACAAAAUCGAAACUCGCAAAGUGCCCGUCCCGCCCCACCGCUUCUCCCCUCUCAAAGCCGCCUGGCCCAAGAUCUACCAACCAAUAGUCGAACAUCUCAAAGUCGAUGUGCGAAUGAACCUUGCCAACAAGUGUGUCGAAAUUCGGAAUAACAAGAAAACCGAAGACCCAGGAGCCCUCCAGAAGGCCGCCGAUUUUGUAAAAGUUUUCACACUAGGAUUCGAUAUCGAUGAUGCCAUCGCUUUGUUGAGAUUGGAUGAGCUGUAUACCGAGACAUUCGAGAUUAAAGAUGUGAAGACUCUACAAGGAGAACAUUUGUCGAGAGCUAUUGGACGUAUUGCUGGAAAGGACGGGAAGACACGAUUUGCAAUUGAGAAUGCGACGAAGACCAGAAUCGUGCUAGCGGAUAGUAAGAUUCAUAUUCUGGGCGCUUUCCAGAACAUUAGAAUGGCUAGAGAAGCGGUUGUUAGUUUGAUUUUGGGUGCUCCACCGGGCAAGGUAUAUGGCUCUCUGAGGACUGUGGCCGCCAGACAGAAGGAACGAUUUUAA